AUGCCCAAGCUUUCUGGAAAGCUCAUCCAAGAAGCGAAAAAUGGAAGUCCAUCUCGUCUUCGCGAACUUGCUUCCGCCCUCCAACCCAACAACUAUGUGGUAGACGCUCUCGAGGCCUGCACCGCCCCUUUGGUCCGGAACGACGGGCUAUCUCAUCUACCCUUAUCCAUGUCUGAGCUUGACCUUCGAAUUGCCGCACUUUCCUGUUUGAAUCGCGUAGCCGAGGUCUGUUCGCAAGGGGUUAAACGCCCACUCAAAGAAUCGACCAUCGCGCGACUUCUAGAGAUUAUGGGGGCACUGGUGGAGGGUAUAGUCGCGACUACGGUUGCCAUGCUCAAAGCAGGUGAUCCUGACCUUAAUGUCUUGGGCGACAUAGCGGAUUCAUUGACCGGGAUGCUAAGCCUGGAUCCCCGAUUGGAAACUAUCCUCCGCUCCUCAUCCGACAUAAUGAGGCUUACCUUGAUCAUCUGGAUCCCUCAUGCAACCACCGACGGCCGACUUAUGAUUGACCUCAACCACCAGGGCGUCAUGAAAUGGACGAUGAAACUCCUUGAGGGCCCGCACAACCUCUGGGACCCGAUUUUGGAUUCCAGGGUGAAGCUGAAGAUGUUCUGCAAUACCCUCCUCAUCCGCGUUGCACAGCUCGGUGGGUUGUGUCAGGACCCGCGCUUCUCGACGGACACAGUCGUCGACUAUGCGAAAACCAUUAUGAAGAUCACAGAACUCGUCCGUCGGAACCCAGCCAUCCUCGCACGCCUUCGGAAAGAAGGGUAUCUUCGCAGCUGGACGCGAACCAUCGUGGCCCUGUACCCCCGCUUUAAGCGACACGAGAUGAUGCUUCCCUUGGUUCGGUCCCAGCUGAACAACAUCUGCGCGCCGUACAGCCCGCCUUUGAAGAAUCUGGCAGAGGCUCUCUCAGGGGGCUUGAUGGCCGUCGUCUUGGAUCUGCUACGACAGACACCUGUACCCCCGAGAGGCAGUAGGGAGAAGAGACAUGGUCACAAUCUGUAUAACCUAUUCCUCCCCUACGUGUGGUACCCUCGGGGUCUCCUAACCCUCGGCCAUUCGCUCGGGAAAACGCCAAACAUAGGCACCAUUGAAGAUGAAAUACGUGGAAAGCGUCAUCUUGCUUUGGAUUGGAUUGGAUGGAUGGGGUUGCAGUUCAAUGGAAAGCAGGCGUUGGAAGGGAUUAACAAGGCCUCGUGCACUGCGAUCUGCGAUAACGAAACUCACCGGACUACCUGCGUCAAUGACAACGAGCUGACUAUUCAAGGGUUCAAGAUGUGCUCCGGCUGCCAUUCGGUAUGCUACUGCAGCCGCACCUGCCAGAAAGAAGAUUGGAAGAGGCGGCAUCGGAACGAGUGUUCAGACAUGCGUAUCAGCUAUCUGGACCGACGAAAAAGGAAGAUACACUAUACACCUACAGAUCGGCUUUAUCAAAUCAUACUCCUCGAAGAGAUCUAUGACACUGAAGCAGAGGAGGCCGCGAAAAUGACGGCAAAGGCUUAUCCUGGAUUUCACCCCCGCGAGUUGAUCAGUUUCAGGAACUGCACCGGGGGACAAGCCGGUGCUGGUCACGCGUGGAUACCAACUCCAAUCGACAGGUACAUUCGCGACCAAGGGUCUACAUUCGUCGAUGAUUGUAUUCAUACCAAAAAGCGAGUGGAUGACUUCAUCGAGGAGCAUAGGAAGGAGAGAAAGGAGAAGAGAGGGUUGAUGGAGACAGCCUUUACUUGGGAUCUAGAUACGUUUGUCUGUCUCUUCACGGAGCACGAACUUGACGAGAAGAGUGGGAAGUGGAAAAUCAUACGAAGCUUAGUUCGAUACGGGGGGCAGGAAAUUCCAGAAUCCCAAAAGUGGAGAUAUAAUCGUACUUUUUGA
Messenger RNA from Coprinopsis cinerea okayama7#130, 1881 nucleotides. RefSeq lists its product as hypothetical. Bases 1 to 1881 code for a protein of 626 amino acids. The transcript is spliced from 5 exons. NCBI's taxonomy places the organism in Eukaryota, Fungi, Basidiomycota, Agaricomycetes, Agaricales, Psathyrellaceae. The record is from RefSeq and is a predicted model, not a curated record.